AUGGACAAGGUUGGUGUUGAAGUUCAAAGAGAGCAACGUCGCAGAAGGAAGAAACUGGCGAUGGAUAUGGAUUCCAAAUGGCAAAAACCACCAAGAGACGCUAACUAUAGCUUUAAACAUUGCAGGAUGCAGUAUGGGAGAGGUAAGAAAGGGAAGUUAUGGAGGUUUAUGCAGGAAUUGGAAAGGAGACUUCAAAUCAGGUUUGCAGGGUACUUGGAGCAAGCAGAAGCAUUGCAUGCAGGAAUACAUGCUAUAAGAAACAGAGUGAUAAGUCAUGUGGGGGAGCCACAUUUGCUGAGUGAUGAGGCAUAUGCAACUGGCAAUGCAGCACACAGUGGUCAACGUUUUAGAAUUUUGCAGAUUUAUAGUGGCCAACAGAGAGAAUCCCUUUCAAGUGCCUUUAUGGCAGAAGAAAAAGAAGGGGUAUGGUUGAAAGAAGACCCCGAAGCAUCUUAA
Molecule: messenger RNA, 456 nt
Organism: Sphenostylis stenocarpa
Lineage: Eukaryota; Viridiplantae; Streptophyta; Magnoliopsida; Fabales; Fabaceae
Source: the annotation of a GenBank genome assembly